Cheilinus undulatus (humphead wrasse) is the source of this 3014-nucleotide messenger RNA. RefSeq names its product GDNF family receptor alpha-2-like. Gene Ontology annotation, molecular function: signaling receptor activity. The transcript is spliced from 8 exons. Gene Ontology annotation, biological process: nervous system development. Gene Ontology annotation, cellular component: signaling receptor complex; external side of plasma membrane. The coding region runs from base 568 to 1998 and encodes 476 amino acids. NCBI's taxonomy places the organism in Eukaryota, Metazoa, Chordata, Actinopteri, Labriformes, Labridae. The record is from RefSeq and is a predicted model, not a curated record.
AGAAGCGUUCACUCCCUCCACAGGAGCGCACAGAUUUUUGAAGAAGCCCGUGGUGGGAAAAGCACGAAUCCAGCAGGCAGCGUUCUGUAGCACUUUCUGAUGACUUAUCCUACCUCGGCAGAAGUAUUUCAGAUCAUUUACACGCCAGUUUGAGGGAUGUUGUAGAGACAAAUUGUCUCCAAAGGGCAUUUGGAGCGCGCAGCCGGAGCCCUUAUAAUGCGGAGGGAUCAAGUCUCAGUAGUUUGUCGGAAUGAACGCAGCGCAGACGGACCCUGAGACUCUGCUUUCAUGGAUAGACUGUCUGAUUGAUUGAUUGGCAUUUGUUUUUUAUUUUGCAACACCGGAGGAUUUUUUCCAGCUCGUGAUUAAUCUUUAAUUUAAAGAAAAGCGUGGAUUAUUUUUGGGAGGAUUUCUUUUGGAAGGUGCGUCUUUAAUGAGGAUAUUGAUUUUUUUUACAGUUAGCCUGCGCCUGGGUCACGGAUCUUAGGAGAGGGAAUUAACCUUUUACCAGGUGGAAAUAUUGUCAGCAUUCUCCUCGGACCCUAACUCAUCUGUGCUGACUCCAACAUGAGGUCUGUCACCGUGUGGAUGUGCGUCUACAGCUUCCUUCUGCUCCUAGCCCCAACCUGUGUCUCCCAAUCCCCACCUACAGAUGAGGCAGCCAGUUCCUGGGGUGGUCCCUCUGCUCUGUCCGUGUCCUUGGCCAACGGUUCUCCAGGAUCUCCAGGUGCCGGGUCCGGCCCCGGAGCACAGCCAGAGUGGGUGGACUGCAUCCAGGCGAGUGACAUGUGCAACCAGAACCCGUACUGCAGCUCUCGGUACCGGGUGAUGCGCCAGUGCCUUGUGGGUAAAGAGAAGGAAGCCAUGCUGGACAACAACAGGGAGUGCCAGGCCGCUUUGGAAGUGCUGCUGGUUAGUCCUCUGUAUGACUGUCGCUGUAAGAGGGGCAUGAAGAAGGAGCUGCAGUGUCUGCAGAACUAUUGGACCAUCCACAUGGGACUCACAGAAGGUGGAGACAUGGAUGAUUCCUCCCCGUAUGAACCCGUAGCUCCAAACCGUCAGUCUGACGUGUUCCGCUUGGCCUCCAUUUCCUCAGGAAUGCACACUGUGGCCCCCAAAGGUUUCCAGUGUCUUGAUCCAGAGAGAAACUGCAACCCCUGCCUUGAUGCAGCCAAAGCGUGCAACCUGAACGGCAGCUGCAAAAGACAACGCUCCGCCUACAUUGCCACCUGCAGCAAGGAGGACCCCAACAAGGGUGAGAGCUGCAGCAAGAAGCGCUGCCACAAAGCGCUGAGGUUGUUCCUGGACCGCGUGCCUGCGGAGUUCAGCCACCGGCUGCUCUUCUGCCCGUGUCAGAGCGAAGGCUGCGCCGAACGCCGCAGGCAGACCAUUGUCCCUGACUGCUCGUAUAAAGACAAGGAGAAACCCAACUGUCUGGAGCUACGGAGGGUCUGCCGCCAGGACUCUCUGUGCAGGUCGAGGCUGGCCGACUACAUGGUGAACUGCUGGAUGACUCCACACACAGUGAGCACCUGUCCCAACCAAGACAAUCAUCAGGCCUGCCUGGCCUCCUACGCAAGGCUAAUCGGGACAGAAAUGACUCCUAACUAUGUGGACAGCAGCGUCUCCAACUGGACCAUCUCUCCAUGGUGCACCUGUAAGGGAAGCGGAAACCAAGAGGAGGAAUGCCUGAACUUCCUGAACCUCUUUACUGAAAACACAUGCCUAAGAAAUGCCAUCCAGGCCUUCGGUUAUGGGAUAGACAACAUGCAGAACAAAAAUGUGUCUGUCCCGGUCCCCUCGGCAGAGACGAAGACAGAGUUGAAUUGGUCGGAAGCUCCCUUUGUCACCAUCCCAAAGUAUCCUGAACCAAGAGACGGUGGCCUUGGCGAAACCCGGGGCCUGACAGAGGAUCACUCCACUUGUCUGUGUGCCAACGUCUGGGCUCUGCUUCCCGGCCUGACUUUGGCUCUGGUCCUGGCCCAGCAUGCCUUAUAGAAGCGCCAGGAGGGGGAAAAAGAGGUCAUCCACCCACAAGCUGAUCCCAAAAGCAGAAGGUGUUAUUUCUGAGACUGAUAUUAAGACGGCUGACUCUCUGGGCAGUUGACAUUAAAGGCAUUUGUGAAGGAAGAAAAAAAACAACAUAAAGGACAAUGGAGGGAAUAUUCAAAUCUUACAAUUGUGAAUUUAUUGUUCAUUUGGUGUAUUGUUAGAAGGGACCUCAAUUGUUAUGAACCACAUGGCUUUAAAGAGGACACGAGAGGCCAGGAGCGACUUUCCGUUGGACUGAGAACCAAAAACAUGGAGGAAUAAAGCCGAUCAUGUCAGAGACUACUGCACUUUUCUCACCGACAGAGGGAGAGAGGGAAUGAACGACACAAUUAAAUGAAGACAGGGGCUGACAAGAAUGAAAUUGUCGCUGAGAGAAAAGGAUUGAGUGUGGAAGAGAGAAAGAGAGAGCGAAAAGAGACAUAUUUCUGCUAUCAGUCACUUUUUUUGUCUUGAAUUGGUUCUCCACUUAAUCUUCUCUCGGAUGAGCAGACCACAAAUUUAGGGGACCAAGCUGGGAGGGGGGGAUGAUUACAUUCUGUCUGUUCAACACAAGUGUAAACUCUAAACUGUAAAGCCUACUCAGUGUUCUAAGUGUUGGUAUAGUAUCAGUGACCAUAAUCAAACUAGCGUGCAGCUUUCAUUUGGGUACUAUAGUAAGCUCUUGUUAGCAGGCAGAGAAAAAGAAGUUCUUUGGUCAUUUGAGAUGUUGUUGUUGACAUCUGUGGAUCAACGUCCACCUGCACAUGUGUAUAUUUCUGUCUCUAUGUAUAUAAACCUCACUUUUCUUUCAUUUAAACCAAACAAUAUCAUCAGUACCUUUAAUGGACUUUACUGUAUGCUAAGACGGCUCUGUAUCGGUACUAAUGGAAGGCCUUCAUUAUCUGCGUUUCUAUUUGUCUAUAAAGGUUUGAUCACAAAGAAUGUAUACAGGGAUGAGAUUAAACGAGCUCAAACUGCUUGGA